This is a messenger RNA of Caenorhabditis sp. 36 PRJEB53466, 2280 nucleotides long. The record is from the annotation of a GenBank genome assembly. Lineage: Eukaryota; Metazoa; Nematoda; Chromadorea; Rhabditida; Rhabditidae.
AUGCGGCUGCGAAAACCGGUCGAUCCUCGGCUCGCUCUUCCCCUCCUGCUCCUGCUCGUUCCUCUCUUCACAGCCGCCUCACAUCCACAAUCCGAUCCGUGUCUAGAUGCCAUAACUGUAAGCCCCGCUUAUUUUUUCAUCGAAAAUCAGAGUAUUAGCUGCAGGAAAGUGAUGUGGCGCGGCUGAAGAUGCCAUCCAAAUUUUCGCAUUUGACGCCGCCGUGGGAACGGACGGACGGGAAGCACGCGAAGGUAUUUAACCAGCGGAAUCAUCUUCUUUAGACAUUAUUAUAGGUGAUCCGCAGCGAAGGACUCACUUACCAGUGGAGCUGGAUGAAAGCCCUUCGAGUCACCGGACUAUUCAAAACGGUUUGGACUGGACUAUUCCGAGCUCAAAUUUAAACCUAAUGAAAGUGGGUUCAGGUCGAGGAUAUCAUCGGGUUCCUCAGCGCCAAUGAUUGUCUUUUCGUACCCGUCGGCUCGUUCGUCCGCAAUAUUCUUCUUCAGAAGAAAGCGGUUUAUGUGAGCGGAGAAGUGAGCUGCAAACUGCACGAGGUACGAGCACUAACAAUUAUGGGGGCAGAUAAUCCAAUCGGACUAAAAAAACUUACCAAGUAGAUACUUCAAAUCAAGAUUGAUAAUUUUGCAAAGUUGGGUCCCGAUCGGAUAACUUUUCUUUCAGCUCUACUCGAAAUGCGUUGCCACGUACGGCUCGUCGAACUGUGCUCUCUACCCGAUCGAAGACGGCGGCUGGGGCGCAUACCGACUCGAAAUCGGCGACUCGAGCAGCAAUCGGAGCACGUACUCGGUGAAGGCGGAGCCGAUUGUGCUGCACGAGUGGCGUUCGGUGCUCGGCGCACCGCGGAAUCGCUGGCGAUUCACCGUCGACACUCUCGCGAUAUUCGACUACGGCGUCGGCGACGUUUUCGUGAUCGACCCGACCGAAAGCGGUUGGAAACACGUGUGCGACAAGAAAUUGGUACCGGCGAUGGGCGAUUGGGAGGAGUGGAGUCAGAAUCAGACCGAAAAGCUGCUGGGGUCAGUUUACAAGGCGAUUCUUCCAACAAUUUCCUAGUUUUUCAGUUUCUACGACCUGCGCACCGACGGAUUUGCGUCGCAGAGCGAAAACUUUCAGAAAUUCGUGAACAACGAGAUAAGCACGGCGGAGAAGCGAGUCUCGCAAAAGUUCUAUUGCGAACACGUGCUGAAGGGAGUCUCGAAUCUGGAGGGAACGACGCCCGUCUGCCACACGACCUAUCCGGAGAAGGAGUCGGCAAAGAAGAUCUCACAGAUGAGAACGGUCAUGAUCGGCGAGAUGGGUACGUGCGAUUCCAUUUCUUCCAGGGAUUGAGGAAUUAACUUUUGACUCAGUUGAAAUAUUCCGAUAACAUUUUACAGAUUUUAGAUGUAAUGGGGCUAUUCAGCGUAUGUUUGUUUUCCGUUUUUUUCGUUUUUUUUACAUCGCUGAAUUGAAUUUUUUGACGUAAAAAAACGAAAAAAAAACGGAAAACAAUCAUUUUUUUCACAGACUGAAUAACCCCAUAAGGUCGAAAAAGCCGUAAUUAUUGUUAAUGCCCGGCCCUUUAUUCAUCCCUGAUUUCUUCCCGUUCUCCAGUCCAACCAAGAUCGUUUCUUUUCAGGGAUCCACUGGAACUCAACAGUGGGGAAGGCGGCCGACGACCUCGAGGCGGUCUUCUGUACUCCGCGUCAGUUCGCCGACAUCCGCGCUCGACUCCUGCACAAAGUGGCGGCUCCAGCAGACUCUGUCCACUCGGAGCCGUCUCCAAAAGUGAUCGAGGAGGGUCUUCCGAUGGUCAACGAUAGCGCCAACGUGCACGUCCGUCCGAUCCUCGAGAAGAACGAGCCGGUGCCGCUUCUUCCGGCCGAGUAUCCUAGUGUUCCGAGAGCGCGGCCAAACAAAAACCUCGAGUUCGAGGCCGAUCAUCUUUUGGUCAGCGGGGCAGGGAAAGAACCGGAAUUGGUGUACUUUGAAGGAUCCAAUCGUGCUCCGGAAGGACCUGACAAAGAUUCGGAAGAAGAGGAUGAAGAAGAGAAAGAGACGGAGCCAAUUCGAGUAAUCGGGGGAGUCGCGGCGGAUCCGAACGAAGAUCCGGCCUACAAACAUCACAAUGCAAUUCCCGACGACACUCCGGUUAUGCGAUUCGAUAAAGUUGAGGAAGGCGGAAUAUCAGAGGCCGCCGCCGCCAUGGAGAUUUCCACGUCAUCCGCUACAAAACAAGCAGUGUUUUUCUCCUCUUUUCUGCUCUUUUUAAUAGUUUAA